Glycine soja is the source of this 498-nucleotide messenger RNA. RefSeq lists its product as uncharacterized. The transcript has 2 exons. The record is from RefSeq and is a predicted model, not a curated record. Bases 1 to 498 code for a protein of 165 amino acids. Lineage: Eukaryota; Viridiplantae; Streptophyta; Magnoliopsida; Fabales; Fabaceae.
AUGUAUGAUAAUUUAAAUGACGCGUUCAAGAGCACGGCGAGGCAGCUUGCAGGAUAUAUCACUCUGUUACAGUGUUGGAUCUACGAGCAUUUUCCGUCCAUUGGUUCCACUAUUCCUGUCGAGGAUUAUAAUGAGAGGAGACCACGUGCAUGUCGAUGGACCUCUGGCAAGGCACUGCCUGUUUCCAUGUAUCAACGACAUCUGGAUAGACUGACCCAUGACGCGGUGUGCUGGAUUCCAUACAGUGACCACCUUUCAUUUAGAGAACUUGAGGUCAUCUCAUUAUUUUCCGGCCAUCUCAGAUGGGGCCCUUUGACGGUCAUUCACCAACCGGAAAGGGUUGUACAACAGUUUGGCUACAUCCAGACUAUUUCACCAUAUCCUACUACAUCUUCGCUCUCUAUUGAAGAAAUUGAUGAUAGAUGGAUGCAGUUCGGUGAGUACAUUGCACCUGUAGGGCAAUUAUGUGCAGUGCCUGGCCACUGUUUGCCAGAUUAA